This is a messenger RNA of Closterium sp. NIES-67, 1550 nucleotides long. NCBI's taxonomy places the organism in Eukaryota, Viridiplantae, Streptophyta, Zygnematophyceae, Desmidiales, Closteriaceae. The record is from the annotation of a GenBank genome assembly.
CACAUUGCAUCGUCAGUUCAGAGUUCACGCAGGCUAGGUGCUGCCUUCCGCCCUCGCGAAAGCAGUUGAGCACUUGACAGUCGCAUUCUCAAGUUACACGCAUCGCGUCGCUCGAGUAGUAGCGGGUUAGCUUCGAAGUUCCCGUCUAGGUCGGCAUGGCCAAGAAAGAAGAGUGUGAAACGUUUCAGACGACCAGUUUCAACGUAGACUUCCCCUCCCCCCCCCCGAAACGCCUAUGCAUUCGAUCAUCAGAAGCGUUAUUCGGUAGUAAAGCUUGGACGAGGACGCAACCCCUUGUCGACCUCAACGCGCUUCCAUGCGAAGCGGCGAUCCCCCCCAUGUCGACAACGUCCGUCCCAUCGCUCGGCGAUCUCGGAGAAGACUUGUUACUCCACAUCUUGCAACUCGCGCAGCCCACGGCGUGGGACCUCUCUCGUUUCGCGUGCGUGAACCGCUCGUGGCGAAACCUCUGUUACAACCCGAUUUUCUGGACUAAGCUUCGCAUCGGCCCGGGGAGCAUGCGAGCCGGUGUGGAGCAGCUCGCAUCGCGAUGCGCGCAUUUGACGGAACUGCACAUCGACGACCCGCGGUGCGAGCUACACGUGCUGCACCCGAUCAUCAUGGCGUGCGGCCCGUCGCUUCGCCGCGUUGUCAUCGACUGCGAUCGCGAUGACACGAGCCGCAACGAGGCGUCAAUCUGCAGCGUGCUCUGGAUAGUAAGUCUUUACUGUCUUAACGUCGAAAGCGUCGAGCUCGUAUCCAACGGCGAAAAGGGGAACUUCAACUACCUCGAAAAUAAAGCCAUGUGGUACCUAACGUCGGGAUUCCGCCGAGUUCGCAGUUUCGCAUGCCUGUGCAAAAACAGCCUGACGAAACAGGCAAUUUAUCUGAUGGUUAUCGCUUGGCGAGAACUCGCGUAUUUGCGAAUCCACUGUGGCGCGCUCGCGAAAGACGACCUGAUGGCCUUGCGAAAGUGUUACGCGUUGCGAGUGCUGGAGCUGAUCGGCGGAAACCUUCGCCAGCUUUUUGGCGAAAACAGUGUGGCGACAGAUGCAGUUAUGCACCGGGACCUGAAUACCAUCGCGUUGACGAACAUGGUGUGCGACGUUGACGACAUUGCGAAAUUAUCGAUGCUUCUGCCGAGCCUACAGCGGAUCAUCAUUCGAAAGUCCUCCCUAGCGACCUCCGCGGGUGACGACGUCGCGACGAAGGCAAGAGCUGUCGCAAGCCUUCGCGAAUGGCUCGCAGCGCGCAAGAACAUUAUGCUGGUCAUCGACGAGUGAAGAGCAGCGGCGCUACUUAUUACUCUCGCGCAACGCACUGUCCCUACUAAGAAACAGUCCCAAGAGGUUGUAGAGACGGCUUCGACAUUGCAGGCGACACAGACUAGCUGAGGUAGCCAAAACGGUGGCUGAUGAUUUGACAGGCAGACUGUGGUGGGUGCAGCUCGACUGCCUGCCGAGGUCGGUGGAAAAUAGAAAGUUCUGCAACUUCUGUAUACUCGUCUGUAUCUAUUCUUUGGAGGCAUUAACCUCCGGUACCAAAUUAUA